This is a messenger RNA of Larimichthys crocea (large yellow croaker), 2885 nucleotides long. It is a transcript of the gene ap4b1, whose product is annotated as adaptor related protein complex 4 subunit beta 1. NCBI's taxonomy places the organism in Eukaryota, Metazoa, Chordata, Actinopteri, Sciaenidae. The record is from RefSeq and is a predicted model, not a curated record. The transcript is spliced from 14 exons. Gene Ontology annotation, cellular component: membrane coat; clathrin adaptor complex. Bases 91 to 2568 code for a protein of 825 amino acids. Gene Ontology annotation, biological process: vesicle-mediated transport; intracellular protein transport.
GAAAGGCGGAAGUACGCGCGGUGUAAACAAUCGAGUCACUCCGGUGUCACCGGGUGAUCGCCGUUACCUGGAGAGCACACGGGUGACGUCAUGCCUUACCUGGGCAGCGAGGACACGGUGAGGGAGCUGAGGAGAGCUCUGUCCAACCCCAACAUCCAGUCUGACCAGCUGCGCUACAGGAACACCAUCCUCAAAGUCAUCAGGGCGAUGUCACAAGGUGUGGAUGUUUCAGGCCUGUUCAGUGAGAUGGUAAAAGCGUGUGCCACAGUAGACAUAGUCCAGAAGAAACUGGUCUAUGUCUUCCUGUGUUCCUAUGCCACUUUAAACCCAGAGCUGUCUCUGCUGGUCAUCAACACGCUGAGGAAAGAUUGUCAGGAUCCAAACCCCAUGGUCCGCAGCCUGGCCCUGAGGAACAUGACCAACCUCAGGUUACCCAGUCUGGUGGAGUAUGUGGAGCAGCCUCUGACAGCAGCACUGAGGGACAGAGCAGCUUGUGUGCGACGAGUGGCCGUGCUCGGCUGGGCCAAGCUACACAAUCUCCAACCCAACUCUGAGAUUGAUGCUGCAGUGGUGAACGAGCUGUACAGCCUCCUCAGGGACCCGGACCCUGUGGUGAUGGUGAACUGCCUCCGAGCUCUUGAGGAGAUCCUGAAGGAGGAGGGAGGAAUCGCUAUUAACAAACCCAUCACCCAUCACCUUCUGAACAGGCUGAAGGACUGUGAUGUUUGGGGUCAGUGUGAGGUGCUGAGGAUCCUCCAGCGUUACCAGCCUCAGUCGGAGGACGAGCUCUUUAAUAUCCUGUCCCUGCUUGAUGCCUCCCUGGUCAGCCCCCACCCACCAGUCAUGGCUGCUACCCUUAGCCUCUUCCUCAGCCUCUGCUCCAGCCUGCCUGCUGUCAGUCUGGCAGCCCUGGAGCGAGUGCGUGGGCCUCUGCUGGCCGCCUGUGGGAGCACAUCCAGAGAGAUGAGGUUCACUGCGCUCUGCCACAUACAGUUGCUGUUGCGUUCUCUUCCUGGCCUGAUGGGGGCGCACUACAAACGGUUCUUCUGUGGCUACGCUGAGCCAGCCUACAUCAAGCAAAGGAAGAUGCAGGUGCUGGUGGAGCUGGUGAAUGAUGAGAAUGUAGCAAUGUUACUAGACGAGCUGAAAGGAUACUGCACUGAUGUCAACACUGACACUGCCCAGGCUGCAAUCUCAGCCAUAGGUCGAAUUGGACGGAGCUACAGCGACAGCUGUCUACAGAUCCUGACCGGACUGCUCGCACUCAAACAGGACCACAUCACUUCAGCGGUGGUGCAGACAAUGCGCGACCUGGUCUGGGUGUGUCCUCAGUGUAGCGACACUGUGUGUCUGGCUCUUGAAGGCUGUGAGGAAACGCUGCAGGAUAGCCAGGGCAGGCAGGCCUUGCUGUGGCUGCUGGGCGUGUAUGGUGAGCGAGUGUCCAGUGCUCCCUACACGUUGGAGGUGUUCAUUGAUGGAGUGAGGUGUGAGGCCUCUUUGGGGGUCAAGAUGGAGCUGCUGACGACCACCAUGAGGCUGUUUUUGUGCCGGCCUGCUGAGACGCAAGACAUGCUCGGAAGACUGCUGCACUACUGCAUAGAGGAGGAGACAGACAUGUGCGUACGCGACCAGGCGCUUCUCUACUACCGCCUGUUGCAUUGUGGGAUAGGAGAGACGCGAAAGGUCCUCCAGGGUCGGAGGUCAGACCCUUCCCUGGGUGUUCUGAUUGGCCGCCCCGCGGAGCCCAUCAGCCAGUGGGCACGCAGUUUUAACACUUUAGAGCCACUGAGGCAGGGAACCAUAGAGAUGGAGUCAGCCAGCAGAGGAAGCCCAGAACAUGUGACCUUUGAACCCAAGACUAACACUGACCUCUCAGACACACUGAACUGUAGCCAAGUGGAGAAGGUUCAUUCAGACUCAGACAGUGCCAGUCGGCGUACAGACUCCUGUGCUGAUGUCUUGGCUUCGAGCGUCGCGGUCGCCCUCAGUUUGUCCCUCUCCCCGGCUCUCAGCCCAGAGGAGUUUGAGCGCCUGUGGCUGCAGCGACAGGCUUUGCAUUCUGAGCAAGGCGCUGAGAAAAUGGUCGAGGAGGAGGAUUAUGUGUGCUUGGAAGCGUGGUUCCAUAGCACUGCAAUACCUCACUGUUCACCACAAAGCCUUCAGGCUGGAUUGCAGCUAGUAAACAUUCAGACUCUGGCCUUCACGCCGCCUCACACUCUUCCCUGGAGGGUCUACCUGUACACACAUGCCCAGCAUGGGCACUCCGGUGACGCACCCCGCAGCACACUCAUACUGGGGGAGCUGCUGCACACCGGAGAGGCGAAUAACAAGGCAGGGGCAAAGAAAGGCAUGUGUGACGGAGAGGUGGGCGUAGAGGGAAUGCAAGCGGAGCGGGUGAGAGAAGGAGUGCAAACCACAGAUGACGGGCUGAGUGGGAAAGAGUCCGUGAGAAAAGAAGAAGGAGUAAAAGUGACUCUCAAGCAGCAACCAAGAGAUGACCAAGCUCUGAAGGGGUUUCUCUCUAUCCUUAAAACUGUACUGCACACACUCUCCUCAGAGAGGAACUAAACAGACGCGUCAUUGCUCUGAAUAUCCGUACAAAAUGCUGAAUGACCACAACCACAACUGUGAAAUAGAACCUCCACCCUGAAGGUGCAACCCUCGCUUUGCAAAGUCGUCUUAGUCAAACCACAAAGGAACACGCAUGGCACGUAAAUGAGCGAUGGAGCCGCGCGCACACCAUCAUUUUCACACAUCCCUUGUGUUAGCUGACUGUAACAGAACUUUGUCACGGCAGCCUCGAAUGGUGUUAAAGACGUUAGUGAUACAACAAACAAGAAAUAAACUUCUUAACCUCUAAAGUCAGUUUCUUCACAGUCCGGAGG